Molecule: messenger RNA, 1785 nt
Organism: Chaetomium fimeti
Lineage: Eukaryota; Fungi; Ascomycota; Sordariomycetes; Sordariales; Chaetomiaceae
Exons: 1
Coding region: 171-1637 (488 amino acids)
Biological process (GO): steroid metabolic process
Cellular component (GO): membrane; cytoplasm
Molecular function (GO): Delta24(24-1) sterol reductase activity; FAD binding
Source: RefSeq, a predicted model, not a curated record
GUGUGUUUGUGGCACGGGACCAACCGCCCAGUGUCUUGUGCAACCCGUGAAAAUGGAGGUAAUGGCUGGUUUCCACCAAACAUCAUCGGUCAUGAAGCACUCGUUUCCAAGCAGCCCGAACUAAGUCUUCCCCGGGCAUUUCCAGAGAGGAGUUACAGCAACUCGCAGCAAUGGCUCCUUACCACCACGAGGUUGCUGUCAACCAAAUAGCCACAGCCGUGCGGGCCUUUUUCACCCGCCGUGAGCCGUUUCGAGUCUUCCAUGGUUCGACGAAUUCCACUCGGCCAGCCCAUGACGCGAAGGUAGUCGACAUUAGCGCACUCAACAACGUCCUGGAGAUUGAUGAGGCUUCGAAAACGGCCGUGGUUGAGCCAAACGUCCCUAUGGACAAGCUCGUCCAAGCCACGUUGGCUCGUGGCAUGGUGCCACCAGUUGUGAUGGAGUUCCCCGGCAUUACAGUGGGGGGUGGCUUUGCCGGGAGUGCUGGCGAGAGCAGUUCGUUCCGGUAUGGCUACUUUGACCAGACUGUCCGAGCUGUGGAGCUGGUCUUGGGCACCGGAGAUGUGGUCCGGGCCUCCCCUACCGAGCAUCCGGACCUCUUCCGGGGCGCCGCCGGCACUGCCGGGACCCUGGGCAUCGCCACAAAACUUGAGCUCAGUCUUAUUCCGGCACGGCGUUUCGUCAAGUUAGAAUAUCACCGGUACAGCACUGUUGCAGACACCCUGGCAGCCGUCCGGCGGGCAACCGAGGAUCCGUCGAAUGACUACGUCGACGGUAUCAUCUUCUCCAAGGUGCUUGGCGUGGUUAUGACGGGGAAGCUUACCGACGAACUUCCUCCUUCCACGAGUCCCCAAACUUUCAGUGGUUCAUGGGACCCUUGGUUCUACCUUCACAUCAAGAAAAAGGCCGACUCCCAACCCGAGCCGAACGACCGCCGAGUUGACGUUGACCCGCCGACAGACUACAUUCCACUCGCCGAAUACCUCUUCCGUUACGACCGAGGUGGGUUUUGGGUCGGGGCGCAAGCGUUUGCAUACUUCCCCGUUAUCCCCUUCAACCGCCUCACCCGCUGGUUCCUCAAUGACUUCAUGCACACACGCAUGUUGUACCGGGCCUUGCAGGGAACCAACAUGUCGUUCGGCCAGAUGGUCCAAGACCUGUCUUUACCAUACAGCACGGCGGAAGCAUUCAUCGAUUACACGGCGGAUCACUUGGACAUUUGGCCACUUUGGCUCUGCCCCCUGAAGGGCAUUCAGCGGCCGAGUUUCCAUCCCUCGUACUGUGGCCCGGACGGGGACGGACCGCCGCAGCCAAUGAUCAAUAUCGGGUUGUGGGGGGCGGCGUCGAAGAAUGUGGAGACAUUCGUACGGCAGAACAGGGAGCUGGAGAGCAGCUUGACCGAGUUGGGUGGCCGCAAGGUGUUGUACUCACACACAUAUUACACGGAGGAUGAGUUCUGGGGGUUGUACGACCGGCCUUGGUACAACGGCCUGAGAAGUAUGAAGCAACGACGCUGCCAACCUUGUAUGACAAAGUGCAUGUUGACGUCGGCAAGGCAACAAGGAAGGGUCGGGGAAGCAAAGGGUGGAUGGGGCGGUUGGGUGGAAUCUGGCCCUUUGCGGGCUUCGUGGGCAUAGCUUCCGCUAUUAGGAGCAAGGAUUACCUGAUCCAUCGGGAGCCAUGUUGGACGUACUGGAAAGGGGUCGGCGUUCCAUUGCCAAGAACGACCCAAGAGCCCGAGGGGAAGAAGGAUGCGGUUUAAUCUAGGAGCUAGAAAUACCCAGG